GAGAUGCUUUUUAAUUCUCUUUAAGCCACACGGCGUGUUUGAGACGUGAAUAUCAUGGCGUUUGUGUUGCAGGAUGUUGAUGAAGAGGAGCUGAUUAACGUGGCGCUGGUCAGCAGCAGCUCGGGCGCGUGUUUACGGGGCCGCAUAAAGACGUCCGCACGCGCUGUAGCUCUUAAACUCCUCAACACAGACAGCUGUUUGUCCCAGAUGCAGGAAGCUUUGGCACAUGGUGGAGUGUGUGUGAAACAAGUCCUGCAGCCUGUAGGUGUGUAUCGGAGUCGUUUUCUCACUGGCCUGCUGUGGGACUGGAUGCUUGAAGGAUCUCUACAUUCAUUGCUCUAUGAGACUAACCUGUAUCCAGACCUGCCCCUGGCUCUACGGUUACGGAUCCUACUGGACGUAGCUGAGGGUUUACAGGUCCUUCAUGCCAUCUCUCUGCCUCAUGCUGCACUGAAGACCACCAAUGUCCUGCUCGACCACCAGUACCAUGCUAAACUGUGUGACUGGGGAUGUGAGACGCUGGUGGACGUGAGAACACGAGCUCCAUGUUACAGAGACCUGGCCUUCCUGGCACCAGAGCUUCUGCUAGGAAACGUUCCAAGUGUGAAGUCUGACAUGUACAGUUUUGGUGUUCUGAUGUGGGAAACACUGAACAGGCGACCAUCGUAUGAAGGUUUGGAUCAGCUGCAGAACCUGGAGGUGUGUGCUCGGGAAGGGGCGGAGCCUGGUAUGGCGAGGAAUCUGUUGCCCCUGGAGACACCACAAGGCCACGCCCUCACUCAGCUCAUGACCAGAUGUUGGUCUGUCGAUCCAAAACAGCGGCCGCUGGCCGAAGAUUGUGUGCUGGAGCUCCGGAAGGUUCUGGAAACUCUGGACCCAGGAGCUGAAUGUAGAGCAGUUCAUCUGAUAAGAACCUGCAAGGAGAGGGCGCUGCAGAGCUGUAAACACACCGCAACCUGGGAGCUGCCUAUUGAGCUCAACAACCUGGAGGGCUACGGUGGCUGUACGGGUCCAAAAUACCUGGAGUCUAAGACGAUCCCAGCGACGGUGCCUUUUUCACACAAACACAACUGUGUUUCACACACAAACACUGUGACACGUAAAUCAGACGAGUCGAGUCCGAGAGGAAGUCCGCCUUCUCCCGCUCCGGCCCGAUCCUUACCUCCGACAGCGUACUACAGGGAUGUAGGCAUUCACACUGCUGUGAGACAUUGUGCUGGAGUUUUGGGCAUAGAACACACUCGAGCUGCUCCACUUCUGAACAUACUGUGUAGCUCGCCGACGUCCCAGACACACACAUCUGUACAUCCUGCUAACCAGCCCUUGUGUCCCGUGACCUCCAGCUUGACCUGCUGUCAGCUCCUGCAGGAGAGACGUGAGGCCAUUGUGCACUUCAUGACCGAGGGGCGACUCAACCGCCUGCUGGACGUGUUGCGCGCGAGGCGUGCGGUCACGCGUGAGGACUACGAGUUCAUCACGUCAGCCAUGACACUGAGCGCACGCACACGCUGCCUUCUCGACACCUGCGCUUGUCUGGGCGAGAAAGUGGCCUUCCUGGUAGCCACCACUCUGGGUCUGGUUUCUAUGGAGACCAUGCAGGGACACGCCCGCUCUCGGAUAUCUCCUAAAGGCCAGGCGGGGUGAGGGGAUGACGUCACUGACACGGUCCAUUCUUAUUGUUAUUGUUUUAUCUAAGCAGCUUUACACCCCUUUGUGACGGAUACGGAGAGACAGAUGAGGUGUAGAUUUAAGACGUGUGAUUUAAUCACACGAGAGCUGAUCUGAUUACAGAGCAUUAUACAUCGUCAUCAUCAUCAUCAUCAUCAUCAUCAUCAUCAUCAUUCAGUUAAUCACUGUUUGAAAGCUUUUAAAUAAAUCUCAGCCUGUUAAAGCAGUCAGUGUUCUAUUAAAACAUUAUUAAAUAAGAUAUUAAUUCAGAAAUAAAACAGUAAAGUGUUUCAUUUCUUUUAAGGUUCAGCUUUUAAAUGUACUCAUAUUUAUGUUCUCUCUGGUGUUAGAGCACUGAAUGCUCGCCUGUAAGACACAUCAUGCACCUUAGUUGUGGAUUUUAUCCUGCAAGUAUCUUGUAACAAGAUCAUCUUUAUUUUUUAUUGCUUUAUCAAAUCAACUGAUUAUCAAUAAAGUGCUCAUGUAACA
Tachysurus vachellii is the source of this 2157-nucleotide messenger RNA. Its product is annotated as receptor-interacting serine/threonine-protein kinase 2. Lineage: Eukaryota; Metazoa; Chordata; Actinopteri; Siluriformes; Bagridae. Bases 55 to 1644 code for a protein of 529 amino acids. The transcript is spliced from 11 exons. Gene Ontology annotation, molecular function: ATP binding; JUN kinase kinase kinase activity. Gene Ontology annotation, biological process: protein phosphorylation; regulation of apoptotic process. The record is from RefSeq and is a predicted model, not a curated record.